This is a messenger RNA of Anguilla anguilla (European eel), 1928 nucleotides long. Its product is annotated as olfactory receptor 52E4-like. The record is from RefSeq and is a predicted model, not a curated record. Gene Ontology annotation, biological process: G protein-coupled receptor signaling pathway. NCBI's taxonomy places the organism in Eukaryota, Metazoa, Chordata, Actinopteri, Anguilliformes, Anguillidae. The coding region runs from base 449 to 1489 and encodes 346 amino acids. The transcript is spliced from 2 exons. Gene Ontology annotation, cellular component: membrane. Gene Ontology annotation, molecular function: olfactory receptor activity; G protein-coupled receptor activity.
UUGUUACACUUACAUGACUGCUUUAACCUCAAAAACGACAUACCCAUAACAAUAAAUUAAAGAUACAGCUCAGGGAUUAUGAAGCAGAGAAGAAUACAAAUGAUAUUUUAAUCAAAUUAGAUUUUCCAGAGUACUACUCAGUGACUUAAAGUAAAUGAGAUCAACAGACCCAGAUGACAUUCAUCCUCAGCUGUCAUCACCACAACCACCACCAGUCAUGGAAAACACACACACACACACACACGUGCGCGCACACACGUGCACACACACAUACACACACAGAGCACCCUGUCUCCCUAAUUUCAGGGGAAACAGUUUCAGUGUGUUUGUGUGUGGUUCCCAUGGAGUUGUGUCACAUGCCCACUCUGCACAUGGUUUAAAUACCUCUGCACGUUGACAGGUCAUCCACCAGCAAAUGCAACAAGAGCACAGAGAGCUGUAGGAUUUGAUGUCGUUCAUGGUAAAACAGCUUAAAAUUAAAAAAGCCAAAUCAAGGGGACUACAAGGUAAGAAAAGGCCCGAGUUCAGACGAUCGAUGAUGGAGGGAAGCUCUUCAAAUGGAACCUUUCAGUUCAAUUUGAAGAUCAACCACUUUGACAUGCCCCCCGUGGCGAAGUACUCCAUGUUCUUCCUGGGGCUCCUGAUCUACCUCUUUUCCGUCUUCUGCAACCUGACCAUUCUGGUUCUGAUCGUGAGGCAGAGGAACCUCCACAAGCCCAUGUUCAUCAUCCUCUUCAGCCUGCCGCUGAACGACCUGAUGGGGAUCACGGUCAUGCUCCCCAGGGUGCUGGCAGACAUCGUGACCCUGGAGCACUCCGUCUACUACCCCACCUGCGUCCUCCAGGCCUUCCUGCUGCACAUGUACGGGGGGGGCAUCCUGUUCCUCCUCGCGGUCAUGGCGCUCGACAGGUACGCCGCCAUCUGCAAGCCGCUGAGGUACAAUUCGAUCAUGACCCCGUUCACUUUGUUCCUCCUCAUAGCGAGCGCGUGGGGGCUCGAUCUCAUUCUGGUGGGAGGCCUGUUCAUUCUGCAAGUCAGACUGCCCAGGUGCAGGAAUUUCAUCAGGAACGUCUUCUGCGACAACCCCUCCCUGGUCAACCUCUCCUGUGACAGCGACUUGACUGUCAACAACAUCUACGGGCUGGCGAUCACAGCAGCCAUGCAGAUCAUCAGUGUGUCCAUUCAGUUAUUCUCGUACAUUCAUAUUUUAGUCACUUGCUUGCAUCAUCGGCAGACUGACGCCAGGAGCAAGGCUCUGAACACCUGCCUGACGCAGAUAGCUGUGUUUCUGCUCUUCGAGUGCGCCACAACAGUCACGAUUCUGUCGUAUCGCUUCAAGGAUGUCUCCGCCAACCUGCAGAAAGUUUCAGGAAUGCUAAUUUUCCUGAUCCUUCCAGUGUGUAACCCAGUACUGUAUGGAAUAAAGAAUAAAGAAUUAAGGGAAACAUUACUGACCAUUGUGAGAAAGCAAAAGGUCGCCUCCAUAUAAUUAUGCUAUUAGCUGACAAAAAAUCGCGAGAGAGAGCAACAAAGUCGUCAAGCCUGCAGUGGCUGCCUAGUGGUUUGUUGUUGGGGGGUCUAUAGGGGUGGGGUCUAUGGGGGAUUCCUAUCAACACAUAUAAUCCAAACAGCAUGUACAACCCCUUCAUACUGUACAACCACCUAUUGAGCAAUCAGAAAUGAUAACCUUGGCAGCUCAGUACUCCCAAUUACUAUCAAUUAAUCAUUGUGUGUGUACUUGCCAAUAAUUUAGUAAAUGAAUUUUUGCCUGGAUCAGAACAUAAUUUCUAAAGUGGCAUAUUUUAUCUCUUUAUCUAAUUGUAUCCCUUUAUCUAAUAAUAAAUCCAUUUUCCAUCUCUGUUUUUGGGGCUUUUCUUAAACAAUAGAAUGAUAUAACCAUAUAUUUACACAACCCACAAAAAUCCGUU